Molecule: messenger RNA, 1527 nt
Organism: Engraulis encrasicolus (European anchovy)
Lineage: Eukaryota; Metazoa; Chordata; Actinopteri; Clupeiformes; Engraulidae
Exons: 8
Coding region: 1-1527 (508 amino acids)
Source: RefSeq, a predicted model, not a curated record
AUGAUAAUAUUUCUGAAUUUACACUGUGAUUCGUUAGAUUGGCCACACCCACCCUUUGAAUCGCCUGCUGGAGCAUUGCCUGGCUGGGAGUGGGACCCGUCAGCAGCGGCAGCAGUCAACCAUGUCGUUGUGAAAAUUUAUCCUUUAUAUGAUAUCCACACUGAGGUGACAUUCUUAGAGGGCUCAUCUUCAUCAGACUGGUCACCAUCAUCAUCAUGUGCAUCCCCAGGGUCAUCAUCAGGUACUGACUCAACAGUGAUACUGGAAUCUACAAAGACUGAGAGAAGACAGCUUAUUGAAGGACCCCUGGAUGUCAAUGUUGCAAGAGAUAUUGUUAGAGCUGCUCUUUGUUCAAAGCCCAGUGGAAAAGAAAUAUUGGAAGAGUACGAGAAAGCAAGCACCCUCAGUGAUGUUACAAGAAGAAAGAUGGUCAACAUUCUUGUGGCAGAUAUGGUUGAGUACCAUGGGAGGGUACCUCAGGUAAAUGUGCGGAACCUCUAUGCACUUGGGAUUACUACACUGUUCCCAAAAUUGAGUGACCCAGAUUCCAAGAAUGGCUAUGAACAUUUUUAUGAUCAUCAGAGUGGUUCGGGUUAUCUAGCGUGGAGGCUGAAAACUGUUCAGCGGACCUCUGCUCAAGACCGCAAAAAAUCCAAGACAACUUUCCAAGAGGGCCCAAAGACUCCACGCAGUAUCCAUUCAGAUGAGAGGCAGUUGACCGGGGAGGAAUGUAGGGAAGCCAUAUUGGCGAUGAAACACUCAAGUGAUGCAAUCCUUGUCAGAAAUAAGAUGAAGGCCACAUUCCAGCACAGACAAAGAGUCAUUCAAGACCCAGAAAGUGCCUCUACUGUCCUUAAUCUCUUUCCCAGAUUCUUAGAUACACCUGGUUUGAUUGACCAAGAUUUCUCAAUGAUCUUUGGUGAGGAGGUGUCUGGUAAAUUCCUCUCCAAGUGGCCAACCUUUUUCAAACCGAGAGUCAUCGCAGAUUGCUGCAAGAACCUAACUCCGAGUCCGCAUGUUGAUGAGCUGCUUCUGUCUGCACAACAUGAGUCUGACGAUUGUGUCUGGCAUUCUGAGGAGUGGGAUUCUGAGAUGGCUGCCAUCCUGCUUCUGCUUCACCUCCUGCCUCCAACAGUUAAAGGGAAGAAGAGUGGCAAGAUGAGUGCGUCGGAGGCUACUCGACGCCUGAUUAAGUUCAUGAAGGUGGGAUCAAGCAUGGAGACCUUCCUUAAAGAAACUGACACCAGACAGCCCUUUCUGCUCGGUGUUGGAGAAAGAAGCAGCUGCAUCCAGGACUUCUACAUCAUCGUGGACCAGAAGGCCAUUCCCUGCAGGAUGCAGACCCCAGUUGCUGCCUUUGAUGAGCUUUUCAAGGCACACUAUGCUUUUGCUGUGUCGUAUGAUGAUGCCCUGUCCAGCUUCUUCAUCUUCAUCCAAACCACUGUGUAUGGCAUUGACGUCGGCAAAGUGAAAGAAAAUCCCAGGGUAAAAGAAAUCCGAGCAAGACUUCUUCACUGUGAGGUUUGA